This is a messenger RNA of Zootoca vivipara (common lizard), 2029 nucleotides long. It is a transcript of the gene FDX1, whose product is annotated as ferredoxin 1. Gene Ontology annotation, molecular function: electron transfer activity; 2 iron, 2 sulfur cluster binding. Gene Ontology annotation, biological process: P450-containing electron transport chain. Gene Ontology annotation, cellular component: mitochondrion. The record is from RefSeq and is a predicted model, not a curated record. Lineage: Eukaryota; Metazoa; Chordata; Lepidosauria; Squamata; Lacertidae.
GUUGCGUAAGGGGGAGGGCCCGGCCUUCGGACUUUAGUCGUCCUGAGGGGAAAGUGAAAGGAAGCCGCAGUUCCAGCCUCUUCCGCUGCUGCCGAGACUGACGGAGAGUCCCUUCCUCGAUUACCGCCGCCGCUGCCGUGUGAUGGCUGCUACCAGCACCGCCGCUCUCCUCCGGGCUGCGGCCUCCUCCGGCUGCCGGCUUCUCUCGGCCUCCCGGGGGGCCGGAGGCGGCUGGGUUGCCGCUGCCAGCCUGGGCCCGUCGCGGCUGUUCCACGCCUCGGCCCGGGCGCCGCUCAGCUCAGAAGAUAAAGUUACUGUGCACUUUAUAAAUCGUGAUGGUGACAAGCUAACAGCCCAAGGGAAGGUUGGGGACUCUCUUCUAGAUGUUGUGGUUGAUAACAACCUAGAUAUAGAUGGAUUUGGUGCAUGUGAAGGAACACUUGCCUGCUCCACUUGCCACUUAAUCUUUGAAGAUAAUAUAUUUAAAAACCUAGAUGCAAUCACUGAUGAGGAAAUGGAUAUGCUGGACCUUGCCUAUGGAUUGACAGACAGAUCUCGACUGGGUUGUCAGAUCUGCUUGAAGAAGUCUAUGAACAAUAUGACUGUUCGAGUGCCUGAUGCUGUUGCUGAUGCCCGCCAGUCCAUGGAUAUGAGCAAUAACUCUUUGAAAUAAGGCCUUCAGGGUAUUUUUGGGGACAUAAAAUAUUUUUAUAACUUAUUUCUAAAUGUUUUAAUGGAAUGAGAAAAUACACAGAAAUAUGCAUUUUUUGAUUAUAAAGAUUAGAUUGUAAGGAUUGUCUAUAUCUGUUAGCCUUAAGAGUUUUUGAAUCUAAAAUUAGAGACCACUUAGAGAGACUAUGUUAGACACACAGGCUACAGUCCAAUACUCACUAAUCUAGGAGCAAGUUCCAUUUAAUUCAGUGUGACCUCUACACAGUGUAACUUCUACACAAACAUGCAGAGGAUUUCACCAAUUGUGCCAUUUUGUUCCUAGAGGAAUGCUUCCUUUUUAUUAGCAUUUACAGUCAUACCUCGGGUUACAGCUGCUUCAGGUUGAGUCUCUUCGGGUUGCGUUCCGCGCAGAACCUGGAAGUACCGGAACAGGUUACUUCCGGGUUUCGGUGCACGGAUCACGUUCGCAACCCAAGCAUCCACUAUACUGCUAAUAAUUCCCCCCUCUUUGUGGGGGAGAAUUCCAUAAAUGGGUGUCGCUACUGAGAAGUCCCUCUCCCCAGUUGUCACCCACGUAACUUCUGACUGUGGCAUCGGCCAAAUGAGGGGUUUGGCAUACGGGCAGACAUUCCUUCUGGAUUUCUGGCCCCGUAACCUGUUUAUGAUUUCUUCUAGAAUAGCAUAUUACAUGAAAUAACACAUUAAGAACACAUUUAUCAAGGUAAUUUCCAAUAUGCACUAGGGCAUAAAAGAACGAAUCAAGAAAUGAAAUAAGCCAAGGGAGAUGAUAAUAAUUACUGUCUUCCUCCACUGGUCCAUGAGGACUGUACAGUUGCAUAAUGAAAAAGAGCCACAUUUAUCCUGCUCUGCCUCUUUUGUCCCCUUUAAGGCAUCUUGUACUCCAGUGGCACAGAAUAAAUGCAUAAACAAUAUGACUUAAAAUGCUCUAGAGUUGGUGUUUUUGUUGCAGAGAAGAUUUUCAUGCACACGUUGGUUUUUCCAACAUGAGCCACAAUGGUUUGCACAGAAACAUUAUACUCUGCAUUCUGUAGGAUGAAAUCUUUUAUCCUAAAGCAACUUGCCACAUUAUCAAAUGAAUGUGAUUGUGAAGUGGCAAACACAGUAAGCUUUAGAUUGGUAAAGAGCAUUUCUGUGGUGGCAUUUCAAUGCAAAGUUUACCUGUGCUUCCUUUGAAAAGAAAAUGUUUCUUGAAUUAAUCCUAGGUAGUUAGGCAGAAAGAGACCAAUGUUUCUUUCCAGUCCUGUAAUUAUCCUGUAAAUGUUGGUGAUGGACUACUCGGAGAUGUAUGUAUUUCUCAGUUUUAAUAAUCUGAAAAUAAAUUCUUUUUUCUACCGUA